AGGCUUAGCCUACCACGCUCUUUUAACAGCACCAACUCUCGUCUUCACUCUUUUCGACUCCUCCUCGCACCACCGACUACUCUUGUCGCUCCAUCCGCUCUCACGCAAAGCAACACAGAUACUCACAAUGCGCUUCUCCGCCUCCGCCGUCCUGGCCUUUGCUGCCUCCGUCCUUGCCCAGACCCCUGGCUUUGACCCCAUCUACACUCCCGGCCUCAACCAGGAGGUCCCCGCCGGCAAGACCUUUGAGAUCACCUGGCAGGCCACAGACCCCUACAAGGAUGCCAACAUCAAGAUCAGCCUGAUCGGUGGCGCCAGCCAGGGCACCCAGCAGCCCAUCAAGGACAUCGCCUCCGGCGUCAAGAACUCUGCUCAGAGCUUCAGCUGGGCUGUCGACGCCUCUCUCGGCGCCGACGCCGUCUACGGUCUCAUCAUCUCUCUCGCGGACAACUCCGACGUCUUCCAGUACUCUACCCCCUUCCAGAUCACCCAGGCUGAGGCCGACAACACCGAGGCGGCCAGCACCGAGGCGAGCCAGUCCACCGUCGUCAAGACCACCGCUGAGGGCAUCAAGACCAUCUCCCUGACCUCGUGCCCGCCUGCCGAGCCCACCGUGCCCACCAUGGCUCCCAUCGUCACCCCCUCCAGCUUCCCCCACGCCAACACCACCUCCAUCUGGGUCACCUCCACCGUCAAGUGCACUGCCUGCGAGCACGUCCCCAGCCAGCCUCCCGCCGUUCCCACCACCGAGGUCUACGUGCCCGAGCCCAUCCCGGAGCCUUCCUACUCGGGCAUCAACCCCUCUCCCGUCCCCGAGGAGCCUACCACCACUCCUGUCCCCGUCCCUGGCGCUGCCAACGCCAUGGUCGCCGGCCCUCUCGCCAUCUUCGGUGGUCUCGCUGUCGCCAUGCUCGCUCUGUAAGCGGGUUGACCCUCUCCUAACCUCGACAACUCUUCACACCAAGGCGUUUUUUUGUUCUGGCAUAUUCGUGGGAGGAAGUUUGGAUGGGUCUCACUAUCAUGAGCUUUUCUUGCACAUAGCUUUUUGGAUCUAUGCGCGAGCGGUCUGCCAAGCAGGUUGCUUCCGAGAGUACGAAUACACUUUGGCCCUUUGAUAUGACUUGCUACCCAUGCAGUAAUGAAAUGCUAUGACUCUUGCGUGUUCAUCUUGCUUGUCUCAUCUCUGGUAUGACGUCUCAAAAGUAUUGUCUCUUGAUGAGGAAAUAUCGAAUUCAACCUCGUCUCCUUUCGUAUCACUGCGAGGACC
Molecule: messenger RNA, 1267 nt
Organism: Emericellopsis atlantica
Lineage: Eukaryota; Fungi; Ascomycota; Sordariomycetes; Hypocreales; Bionectriaceae
Product: Ser-Thr-rich glycosyl-phosphatidyl-inositol-anchored membrane family-domain-containing protein
Exons: 2
Coding region: 128-922 (264 amino acids)
Source: RefSeq, a predicted model, not a curated record